Messenger RNA from Chenopodium quinoa (quinoa), 2844 nucleotides. RefSeq lists its product as uncharacterized. The record is from RefSeq and is a predicted model, not a curated record. Gene Ontology annotation, biological process: DNA integration. The transcript is spliced from 2 exons. Gene Ontology annotation, molecular function: nucleic acid binding; zinc ion binding. Bases 1 to 2844 code for a protein of 947 amino acids. NCBI's taxonomy places the organism in Eukaryota, Viridiplantae, Streptophyta, Magnoliopsida, Caryophyllales, Amaranthaceae.
AUGGGGGAUACACCACCUCCUCCACCACCCAAAAUUGAGGUAAAUUCCCCGUUUUACCUUGGACCGCAAGAUCGGCCGGGUGAUUUUAUCACUUCUCAACGUUUGAAACUCGAUAAUUUCAAUGACUGGGCUCAUGCAAUCCGAAUUGCUCUGUCGUCUCGCCGCAAAUUUGGUUUCUUGGACGGCAGUAUUCCCACGUAUGUUCCUCCCUGUACGAAGGAUGACUGGAUUACUAUUCAAUGUAUGCUUGUUUCUUGGUUAAUGAAUACCAUUGACCCUGAGCAAAUUAAAUCUGAAAUUAAUGCUUGUGAACAACCGAAAAGUAUGUCGGUGGCUGUUUAUUUUAGUAAACUUUCUGUUUUGUGGGAUGAGCUCAAUAAACAUGAACCUUUGAUUGCUUGUAAAUGUGGUAAAUGCACUUGCAAUAUUGGCAAACAACAUGCGGAUAGGAGGGAUGCUGAUCGUCUUCAGCAGUUUUUGUUGGGGUUGUGCUCGGAGUAUUAUGCUCCACUUCGUUCCACCUUGUUAUCCCAAGAACCCCUUCCCACGUUGAACAGAGCAUUUCAGCAAAUUUCCCAAGAUGAGCGAGUUCGUGGUAUUUCUCGCGCUAAGGAAGAACCACCGUCGUCUUUGGUGCUUGGUUUUGCGGUUCGAGCAGGUGCUGGCCGUGGUCGUGGUGGGUCGGACAAACCACCGGUAUGUGACAGGUGCAAGAAAGUAGGACACGAAUCUAGUAGGUGUUGGGCCGAUAAAAUUUGCACUCACUGUAAGAAGAAGGGUCAUGAGGAAAAUAGGUGUUAUGAUCUUCAUGGCUGGCCUAAUGGGGUAGGACGUGGCAGAGGUCAGGUGCGGGCCAAUGCUACCUCAGCAAGUGUUCUUGGUUCGGGUCCGGGUUCGCUAAGUGCUUCCAAUUCUUCUUCUAAUCAAGUGUUUACUAGUGAGCAAUGGAAGGCAAUCACGGGAUUGAUGGGUAAUGCUACACUUUCCGAUAAUCGUUUGAGUGGUAAGUUUGAUGAUACCUCUUGGAUUAUUGACACAGGAGCUACGCAUCAUGUCACCGGAGAAAAACAUUGGAUUUUUGAUACAAAAAGUUUUGAAUGUCCCGUUGGUUUGCCUAAUGGAGACACGGUCUCAGCUUCCCUUAUUGGCUCUGUUUCUUUAUCGGACAAGAUUACUCUCACCGGAGUACUUUAUGUCCCUAAUUUGAGUUGUAAUUUGAUUUCUGUUUCGCAACUCAAUGAUGACCUUAAUUGUACUGUCCAAUUUAACUCUUAUAUUUGUGCUAUACAGGACCAAACGAAGGAGCUGAUUGGAACGGGAACUAGGAGGGACGGAUUGUACUACUUUAGCAAAACGGAUUUGGUACAUCAUGUGAGUGCUCUUGCUGCGAAUUCAGAGUUGGUGUUGUGGCAUCGUCUCAUGGGUCAUCCUUCCGAGAAAGUAGUUAAGUUACUUCCUACAGUUAGUAAUAAAGCAUGUUUAGAUAAAGGAUGUGAAGUAUGUAUGCGUGCUAAGCAUCCUAGAGAUAGUUUUCCUUUGAGUGACAAUAAAGCAUCUAGAAUUUUUGAAAAAAUUCAUUGUGAUUUGUGGGUUCCGUAUAGACAUGUUUCGUCAUGCGGUGCUCGUUAUUUUUUUACUAUAGUGGAUGAUUAUUCUAGAGUCGUUUGGAUUUAUUUAAUGAAUGAUAAAACGGAGGUUUUUCGUAUGUUUUUUAUGUUUGUUGCUAUGGUGGAAAGACAAUUUUCACAAACCAUAAAAAUUGUGCAAAGUGAUAAUGGUACGGAGUUUAAUUGCUUGCGUGAUUAUUUUGAUGCUACGGGUAUUAUUUUCCAAACCCCUUGUGUGGGUACACCGCAACAAAACGGGAGGGUAGAGCGAAAGCAUAAACAAAUUUUGUCAGUUGGGAGAGCUUUGAGAUUCCAGGCCAAAUUACCCAUUUAUUUUUGGGGAGAGUGUGUUCUAGCCGCGGCUCACCUUAUUAACCGCACUCCAACUCCGUUGCUCCAAAAUAAAACCCCAUUUGAAAUUCUCUUUGAUAAACCCCCUAUGUUUGAUGCUAUUCGUACUUUUGGUUGUUUAUGCUUUGCACAUAAUCAGAAAACUAAUGGGGAUAAGUUUGCAAGUAGGAGUCGGAAGUGUGUGUUUGUGGGCUAUCCUUUUGGGAAGAAAGGGUGGCGUUUGUAUGACCUUGAAGCUAAGGUGUUUUUUGUGUCUCGAGAUGUUAAGUUCAUUGAAGAUGUAUUCCCGUUUGCUACUCCAGAAGAUGUUAAUAUUGAGCCUCAUGUGUAUGAUUCGGGUUAUAAUGUUCAUGAUGAUUUUGUUGAAUUUGAGGAAGGUGAUGUUUUUGUGGUCAACGAUGUGUCAAACGACACACAAGAAUUGGGUGAACGAGCCCCUGCGAGUAGCCCUGCUGUUGCUGACCCGCAGGGGGGGGCUGCGGGUGUGGACACCUUGGCACAUCAGCCCAGCUCACGGGGGACAGACCACACCGCAGUCAGGCCACGGCCAGAAGGCACACACCGCAGCCUGGGUGCAGAGGCUACUGCUAGCAGCACCGAGGGUGUGCAGCAGCCAGGUUCCAGCCACGCCACUAGUGAUGUCGGGGCAGCAGCUCCCGAGCUCUUGGGGCGUGGUUUCAGAGAAAAAUUUUCGAAUGUACGCCAUCGGGAUUUUGUGACUCACUCCGUAUUUGCUAACAAUCCGUCUCCCUCUACUCCGUCCUCCAAUACUCCUUCAGGUACUCCUUAUCCUUUAGCACAUUAUAUAAAUUGUGACAAGUUUUCUGUGAAUUAUUGUAAGUUUCUAGCAGCUAUUGUUGGUGGUCAUGAUCCGAAGUCCUUUUAG